Messenger RNA from Ixodes scapularis (black-legged tick), 3137 nucleotides. RefSeq lists its product as uncharacterized. Bases 675 to 2669 code for a protein of 664 amino acids. Gene Ontology annotation, cellular component: membrane. The record is from RefSeq and is a predicted model, not a curated record. The transcript is spliced from 2 exons. NCBI's taxonomy places the organism in Eukaryota, Metazoa, Arthropoda, Arachnida, Ixodida, Ixodidae.
AAUCAAGACACGCUGGCAUCACCGACGUCACUUCCGAUGUCAACUUCCGCCCGCGACACGAACUACGUCGUUGCCAUGCCAUUCCGGCCAAUCCACGCGAAAAGCAACCGGCUUCUGACGGCUACGGCUAAUUGUAUGAUCCCCCGCGUCCGCCGCCAUCUUCCACGUUUUGGCUGCGGCUCUGCGCGCAGUGGGACGACUUGAACAAAUUUGUCUUGUUCCUCGUGUUCUUCCGAACUAAGUAGACAGCUAUUUUGCUGGCUCGAAAAGAUGCCGCGGACUAGUUUGCUGUCUACUUGGCUGCCUUUUACCUUCUCAGAUAUUGACAUUUUUUGUUUAUCUUUUUUUCGCUUGGUUUGUAUGCGUGGUGCUUUGCCUAGAAGUGGUGUCAGCGGUGUCAGGUUUACAAACAGACGUGCGACAGCCUGACACGCGAAGCGGGCUGAGCGUGUACCGUGUAGCACUGGAUUUUCUUUCGUUUUUGGACGUUACGACGAGUCUCCAAGGUAUGCUAGGGGUGCGACUGAGCGGACUGUGCCCCUUCGACGCCACUGGCGGGUUCGGAACUGCUGAUACGCCUACCCCGCGAACUUGCCAAGGAGCUACGGCAGCGGAGGAGGGGCUGACAGUGAAGAAGUGACACGAGCGAGUCUGCUGUGCACAAGGCCGUUGCCAUGAGCCAGUACAACGUGAGAUCUUCGCAGACGGUAGCAGCAGCGUUCUUCUGCCUCGAUGCCGCGGCUAGAGCGUGCCUCGACCCGUUCGUACCCAUCUACCUCCGUCACCAUUCCCUGAAUGCGUUUCAUGCAGGCGCCGUGAUAGGCAUUGCUGCGUUCCUUGCUGCUGCUUUCGUGCCGUCGGUUGUAUGGUUACCAAGAUGGCGACGACAGGGCUGGAGGAGCAUUCUCCUCGCCUCCAGCGCCCUUGCUGCCAUCUGCUACAUCGCCCUGCUCAUGGUACCGCCAAUGUCCAGUCAGUACCAGUUGACAUCGCCAUGCUCUCAGGCUCACCUCAAAGUACCGACGGCAGCAAUGACUAGUGCGAGCCUGUCACCGAGUUCGUGGGAAGCUCACCCUACCAGUCAUCGAGGCACGUCUGCCAAGCCAGUGUCUACUGUUGGGACGUCGGCCAAGCCGUCUUCUCUGCGAGUGGCUUCGUUCGGAACCUACGAGCCAAUGCCAACGGCGCUGCCAGUUAGCGCAACUACCGCUGCCACCGUGAUAGUUCCCUCAGCAGUGCAGCAGAAUAGUAGUAACGAGCAUCAUGCGGAUCGUCACACAGAUAAUCGUAACAGGCCUCAUAGGGAAGCAGACGGAGGAUUGGAAAUAACCCUAAUGACUGCAAGGCCAACUACAAAGCCCACCAGACCAGAUGCACUGCUUGAGAAAAGUGCAAUGAUUGCACCGGAAUCAAAUGGCACUGGCAGACAAGCUGGAGUUCCAGGACAGCGCAGAAAGAAGGUCCUUCCUCCAGAACAUAUUCCGCAUACCACGACGGCGGUGCGUCAGAAUGCCUCAUCUGGACUUGGAGUGGGAGACGGUCGGACGCAGGGUCCAAGCUGCGACGGAUCGUCGCCGGAUCCAGACUGCCUUAUUCCUCCGAAAGCCAAGUUGGAAGAACAGUUCGACCACUCCAUACUGCUCCUGGUCACCCUUAUCGUGGUCUUCGGCGAGUCAAUGCUUUCGCUGGCAGGACUAGCGGCCAACGAGUCCUUCUUCCGCUUCCUGGAUGAGAUUGACACCACCGAAAAAGCAAAUGCGCACCGCACGCACGCCGCCGUCGUGUCUGCUGUGGUCGUGGGCAUCUCUGCUGUUGUGGCGACGCAGGUCCCCUGCGUGCCGCUGUCGACGUGGGGCAGCUCGACCGAGGUGUACCUCCUGGUCUUCGGCGCGCUGGUCUCAAUGUCCCUCCCGCUGGCCGCCUUUUUUCCAGAGCCCCAGCAGGCGGUCAGGAGGAGGACGUCGGCUGGGACAUGUCGGGGAGUGGUGGAUGCUCUGAAGGGCGGUGAGGGUGCCCUGAUGGCGACCACCCUGGUACUCUUGGGUGCACUCGCCGGUGUAGAAGGAACCUUCUUCCUCUGGCAUCUCGAAGAAGGUGGCCACAGCAACGCGCUCGGCGCAGUAAUCAUGGCACGCGCUGUGGCCCGCGUUGCGGCACUGCUUCUGGUCAGGGCUGGCGGGCUUCCGGGGCGGCUGCACGGCUGGCUCGUCUUCGCGGUCAUCUGCACGUCUGCUCGCUGCGCCUGCUACGUCCAGUCCGGUUGGCAGCUCGCAGCGAUGGCGCAGCUGUUGUCGCCGCCAUCGACUGUGCUACUGUGGUUUGCGUGCGAGCGGUGGGCACGGAGAACGUCCACGGGUAUCGACGCCGAGCGAUGCGUGCUUGCGGCACUUGCCGUCUGCCACCGCGGGAUCGGCACUGGCGUCGGAGCAAUCCUGGGCGGAGCUGCGGCGGCGUGGAUGGGAACACGGUCUGCCCUCGGACUCUGCGCUGUCGUCGGGAUGAUUGGAGGCGCAGUUGUCUUUACGGUGACGCACUUCGUGGCACCUAGGCCGCCGAGUUAUGACCGGCUGCUUUGGGACCCGACAAGUCCAAACUCCGAGAGCGAGUCGGAAGAAGAGAUGCAGCCCCUGGAACGACAGGCGGCCGCAGUCGGUGACACAUCGUCCUGAUUUCCUCAGACGAACAGAAACGGCGGACUGAACGGUCCACUGGAAUCGUCUCGACACCGACAACGUCCCUGCAACGUUUCGGAGACGCUUCCUCUUUGCCGUGCAUCGUGUGCAUUUCAGAGUGGCGUCAAGAUACUAUUCGGACAUUCUGCGCGCUUUUUGGGGUGUGCUUAGGGCAUCGUAUAUCACGAGGCAUUUUGGGAACAUUGCAUCCAGUCAUUGCAAGGGUCGGCGACCUUUCACAAGCUCUCCACGAGUGGGCAGUGCUAACGUGGCCACUGAACCACGUCGCAAGCCAAAGAUGGUCCACUUCCAUACUAGUCGGUGUUUAUAGUUAUUUUCCAGGGAGCAUAGCUUUUGUAUUAUAUAGUGAGGACACUUUUGGGAGAAAACAAUAACAUGUCCUUUAUUUCUGUUAACUGUUGGGGGUAUGGGAGGGGAAAAGAGUAAACAUUUGUUUUCAUUGGA